CUCAUUAAGAACAGGAAAGCAAGGAGACUGAGCAUCACAGGUUUUCUCCAUUAUGAAUAUUUGAAGCCGACCAGCAAAAUUCGGGUGUGAAAGUAAGUCAAAAAUUUUGUGAAGGGUUGGUAAUUCCCACACAAGACUCAAGCUCAAUUGCCAGCAUCCAUGUCAAGUGGCUACUCACAAUGGCAAACCCUGCUCUAGGAGAUCUGACACUCUUCUUUUCUCUGUGAACUCUGCAUUCACACACACACACAGAGUUAAAAACAAUAAUUCUUAAGGAGUUAAAAAAGAAUUUAGAGAAAACAUACAGAAAAUGUUCUGUACUCCAAGUGUGUAACAAAGUCUUCCAAUCAAAUACAAAAGAUCCUGUUAUGGAAAAUGGCUAAGAGAGUUCUCUGAGAUAGAGAAUAAAAGGCCCAAAAUAUGUAAAAAAGAUAUACUCAAGUCAUAAGUAGUCAUGGAAAUGUAUUUUGUACCUGUAGAUGGCACUGUUUUCUGCCAACCAUGGUGACUGUGGUUCUUGAGCUAGAAAUAUUGGAAUGCUUAGUCUCUUUUUAUGCCAAAGAUGGAGGAAAUGACUGAUUUGUCCCCAACAUCCCAUCCCUUAUUUCAAUAAAAAGUGUUUUAGAAGGACAAAAACAGGAAAUUAGACAUUCUCCAAAUAAGAGUCUAAAUUACAUACUGGAUAAAAGCACCAUUUGGUUCCUUUGAGUUCAGGCUUGAGUUUUACUAAAUCAGGAGAUUUAAGAGCAGGUUCCUAAAGACCAUCUUGUGGCUUCAGAACUAUCCAAAGGGUCUGGGGGUUGUUGGGAGCAAUAUUAUCGAAGGUUUUAUUGGGGCACUAGGGAGAAUGAGAAGUAAAUUAAGUUUUAUUAAGCCCAAUUUUAAAAACGAAAACACAAAGCUCUAGAGUGAUUUGGCCACUGUGAAUAAAGAAGACACGGAAUUUGCAUUGGCAUCAUCCUGAUUCUCAGAUGUGAGAUCAGGGUCACAGUAGCUGCAUACAUGCAUCUUCUAAGCCACUUGAGUAAAAUCUAAAUUUGUCUUGCCUGUACUCUUCUUAAGCAUCCUGUUGCACAGGACCUCUGGGGAAGUUUGGCAGACGGUAUUGUCUCUAAAACAAUGUGUGAUAUUUAGACAGUGUUGUUGUCAUGAAUUAGUAAAGGAUGUUUUAAGUUCCAGCCCCUUCUUUUAUACCUACCUGCCAAGAGACUGAUGAAAUGAUGUGAGGGCCAAGCAUUUCACAGUUUAGUUUCUAAGACAGCACUCAAAAUCCUCCAAUGCCCUACAACAGCACUGAAGAACAGUGGGUGGUUGCUUGGUCAGUUGGUUUUAAAACUCAAACCUUCUCUUUUUUUCCCUUUCUUGCAGAAACCCUGGCUCUCAAAUAGAACUGUGAGUCCAGUUACCAGCAUGGCUUGGUACAGCCUGCUUGGCUAACGUAUCUCAUCAGGGGCAGGACCCAAGGGUGCACAUGCACAUUUAGCUCCCAGUUCCAAGGGAUGCUCUGUUGAUCCGGGAUCAUACUUUGGAAAUCUCUGGCUCUUAUUUCCCUUCUUUAGUGUCACUAGGUUUUGGCCUGCUUAAAAUGUAUGAAACAUCUCUAAACUCCCUCAUCAUCCUAAUUAUGUAAGUUGCAAGAUACAGCUAAUAUUUUUUAGCAGUUGUUGCAAAAGAAGGGCUGUGUAAAGAAAAGGGUAAUUUACAAGCCAGUUUUGAAUCUGUACUGAGCAACAGCUAAGACUUUGAUCACCUUUCAUAACGGUUCUGUUAACUGUCAAACUGGGGCAUUAAGGCGUCUUUGAUCAACUUUCAUCACUAUCCUGCUCUCAAACCAUGAUGCUUGCUCAUCAAAACACCAAAGUUAGUACAUUCUCAUAGCAUUUUUAAAUUGAACAAUUUAAAGGUUUUUUUUCAUGCUUUUUAAAAAAUUCUUUGGUGGGGGUUGCUGGUGGUUGACCCUUGCAAUUGCAGUUUUCAUGUGUUACCUACCUAUUAUACUGUUAUCUGAACCACUGGGAACAUUGAAAUAUACCUAUGUACAAUUCAGUAUCCAGCCAGACAAGAAAUCCCUGAUAAACCAAACAAAUCUCCUUUGACUCAAUCACAAUUAUUUGCCUAAAACAGUUUCAUUAUAUUCAUUACUGGUUUAUUUCCAUUUUCUUUAAGGUGUUACCAUGGAGCCAUUCUUUUCAUCUACGAGUUGCUUUAUCGAGAGUGGAAAUGGAUGUACCCUCACUCUGUCUUCUGCUUCUCUUGGUCACCAACAUUGUGGGGAUUUUACAUGACAGUUCACUAGGCUCUGGGUGUCUUACACAUGGAGUCCUAGUAACACAUUUUUUCUCACUGGAUACUUUACUGUCUACCAAAUAUAUUUUGAGGUUCUUUACCCAGUGUAAUAUGCUUUGAUUUUAUCCUAUACGCCGUUCACUCAGUGGAGCUUUGUAAAAUACAAGUUAAGACAGUUGUCCAAAGAAUUUGGCUAUAUGAAGGUUAUUAUUGGAUGGUAAUCCUCAUGGCAGUGUAGAAAAUGACUGAAACUAGGCAAAGAACUACUCAAAAGGAUUUAUAUGAGUCAAGAACAACAAUGACCUUCUAGAAGCCAGGGAAGCUCAUCUACUUUCUUGCUUGUUAGAGACUCAUGUUUAUGUAAUUGGAAUUAUUUAGUGGCAUUUCAUUUGUAUUUUAAUAAAUGAAGAUUGCCUAAAAACCAGAAAAGUAAAACAACCACACUGGCAGCAACGACACACACCUUUAAUCCCAGUAGCCACAAUGACACACAUUUUUAAUCCCACUAGCCACACUAGCUUGCCAUAAUCCCAGGACUACUGAAGACUAUAAAAUGGGAGGAGAUGACUCUCAGUCACAGUCUCACUCUGAGAUUCCUAGAGGCAGGACAUUUUUGGACUGAAGUCAAGGUAAGAACCAGUGGCUGGUUGCUUUGCUUUUCUGAUCUUCAGGUUGAACCCCAAUAUCUGUUCAGAGUUUUUAUUAAUCAUGCUUCAUUUGGCACCCAACAUUUGGGGUACGAAUUCAUGAAAAAUCUGUUUGCCUGAUUGUUUUUGUCCACUGGCACAAGGCCCAAACCUAGCCACCUGCAUUUGGGAGAAAAACUAGCUUAGUUUCCAUGUAAAGAUGGAAAAUACACAGAGAAUCUGGAAAGUGCAUGUUAUUGUGUUGUCUUUGAAUUGUUUGACUGCUGAUAAAGAAGUAACAGCUGCUAAAAGACAUUUGAGUGUAAAUGGAUUUAUACUGGAUUAAUCUAACCUAUAUAUUUUGAAAAUGCUUUGACUUAAAAGUUUAAGUCAAAAGAUGCAUUACUUUGGAGAAGAGGGUUUGCUCUUAUUUCCACAGGAAAUGAGAGGCUGUGGAUUCAUUCCGGGUUAAGAAAAAUAAGUUUUGAUCAAGGAAGACGACCCCCAUUUCAGAGCACCUCUGUUGCAGUUUCUUCUGAGUCCUGAAUCUAGAACAGCUUCAAAGAUGCUGGUCAAUAAGACGUGUCUUCUCCUGGCAGCACCAAUAUACUUCAGAGAAGAUAAUGGACAUCGAAGAAACUCAAUAUGGAAUUUACUUUCUUUGUGACAAAAUUAAGCCACUGGGCAAGAAAAUGCUCCUGCCUCAACUGCUGACCGUGUCCUAUUCUAAUUAGACAAGCAGGACACAAAAGCAAGUGACUGCCUAUAGGAAGCUCGGCCUAAGCAUGUGCAUUGUACAAGUGUAGCAGAAAAAUGAGAAAGAAGUUCACUGUGGGCGCCAAAGUAAAGAGCAAAGAUAUAAAUUGUUGGAAGACCUAGCCUGAGGUAGACUGAACCAAGGGUGGUUUCAGGUGGAAGCUGUAUCCACGGAUGCUCCGGAAUGUUGCUGAUAUCGACCUGUCGACUUCUGUUUUAGGACAGAGGGUCAGCAUGCCAAUAUGUGUCGGGGCAACUGCCAUGCAGUGCAUGGCUCAUGUGGAUGGGGAGCUGGCCACUGUCAGAGCCUGUCAGACCAUGGGAACAGGCAUGAUGCUGAGUUCUUGGGCCACCUCCUCAAUCGAAGAAGUGGCAGAGGCCGGCCCCGAGGCACUACGUUGGAUGCAGCUGUACAUCUACAAAGACCGUGAGGUCAGCAGGCAGCUAGUGAAGCGAGCUGAACAGAUGGGUUACAAGGCAAUAUUUGUGACUGUGGACACCCCUUACCUGGGCAACCGCUUCGAUGAUGUGCGUAACAGAUUCAAGCUGCCGCCACAACUCAGGAUGAAGAACUUUGAAACCAAUGAUUUGGCAUUUUCUCCUAAAAGGAAUUAUGGAGGCAACAGUGGACUUGCUGAAUAUGUGGCGCAAGCCAUAGACCCGUCUCUCAGCUGGGAUGACAUUAAAUGGCUCCGACGAUUGACAUCACUGCCUAUUGUUGUAAAGGGCAUUUUGAGAGGCGACGAUGCUAGAGAAGCUGUGAAGCAUGGUGUGGACGGGAUCUUGGUGUCCAAUCACGGGGCGAGACAACUGGAUGGCGUGCCAGCUACUAUUGAUGCCCUGCCAGAAAUCGUCGAGGCUGUGGAAGGGAAGGUGGAAGUCUUCCUGGACGGAGGUGUAAGGAAGGGCACUGAUGUUCUCAAAGCUCUGGCCCUGGGAGCCAAGGCUGUGUUUGUGGGGAGACCCAUCAUAUGGGGCUUGGCUUUCCAGGGAGAAAAAGGUGUUCAGGAUGUCCUUGAGAUCCUGAAGGAAGAAUUCCGGCUGGCCAUGGGUCUCAGUGGGUGCCAGAAUGUGAAAGUCAUCGACAAGACAUUGGUGAGGAAAAAUCCUUUGGCCGUUUCCAAGAUCUGACAGUGCACAAUAUUUUCCCAUCUGUAUUAUUUUUUUUCCAGCAUGUAUUACUUGACAAAGAGACACUGUGCAGAGGGUGACCACAGACUGUAACUCCCCACUUCAAUACAAAGGGUGUCGUUCUUCUCCAACAAAACAGCGAUCCCUUUUCGUUCAUUGCUUUUGACUUUUCAAUGGGUGUCCUAGGAACCUUUUAGAAAGAAAUGGACUUGCAUCCUGGAAAUAUAUUAACUGUUAAAAAGAAAACAUUGAAAAUGUGUUUAGACAACGUCAUCCCCUGGCAGGCUUAAGUGCUAGGAAACAAAAGAUAUCCUCUGGUAAAAUUGGAGGUAGUGGACUGAAGGAAAGAUAAUGACCUCCCUGUUUAUUAACCUGUCUUAUGUUUAGAUUUCCUUAAGACAGUUCUUCUUACAGUGUGCGCUGGGCUGUGAAAUGCUGGAAAUGCCCAAAGAAACAUGACGCUUGGAUCCGCCGUGUUGAGAAAACAGCACUAGGUAGAAUUGAAAUGGAUGGUGGUAAUUUGUGAUUUUUCUAGAGACUUUUUGACUUUUAGCACCUAGGUCUCUGAAGGUGUAUUUCCAGCCAUGUAUUGAGUAUCUGAAUAUAUCUGAAUGCUGUGUGGCAGUCACCCCAUUCGAAAAGGAUAUGUCUUGUCCACUUGGGCCAACAUGAAAUGAUUUUCAUUUUUGAACUCUGUCUGCUCAUUCCCGUUUUUGAGGUAUUGAUUUCCUAGCUUCCCCUGAAUCUUUCCCAAUCCUCUUCACUUAUAGCCACAUUCAGGGUCAAGAAUGUAUUUUGUGGGGUUCAUGGUGAAUAAAGAUAGGGAACUUUUGCUCAGAAGGAAGCCCCCCCCCCAAAAGCCAUUUCCUUUUACCACAAUCAUUUCCAUAAUUGUCAAUGUUGCCUUCUUGUUUUUUUUUUCUAUUUAAUGUCAUUCUUCCUUGGACAUGGGGCAGUGGAGAUACUCUACCAUGCCAACUGAAGACCCUAUGAAAUGCCUAUGGUUCUCACUUGCACCUUGUCCUUCUUAGACCCAUGCCCCAGGACUUGCAAAGGAAUGGCACAACUUGACUCAGUAUACACUCUGCUUGUGUCAUUGAAUGUCACUUAAAAGACACAGUUUUUGAAGGUAAAAUUGUUAGUGUUUUAAAUACAACAACCAAGUAGCAUCAAACCCUGCACAUGGAAACCCUUCUGGACACUGUGAAGGUAAUGACACAGGGCUGUUAGUUUUAGUCCCAAAGAGAGAUUUCUGCAACAGGAGGCACACUUGGCUUCUGCAGUAAUUCUGUUCAAACGUUAUGGAGUGUUGAAUGAAGUCACUGAGAAAGAGACUUGCCAUCUGAAAAGAUGACUGUAAUUUCACUUUAGGAUUUUGCUUAUUGUCUUGUGAUCUUCUCCAUUCGGCUUCUGAAUACCAGGUCACUGCUAAAUGAUAGCAGUGUGGACACGCAUUUUCCCUUUGAAAUUAUGUCUAUGUUUGAUUAAAACAAGCAAUCACUUAUUCUGAUAAAAAUGGGAAGAGUUAGCUUUUACCUUUUCCUCCGGAUGUGGAGGAAACAUUAUCUUCAUAUCGUACCAUGUUGUCCUUUCUAGUUCACACAACUAUAGGUUCCCUGUAGAUCAUGAUGUAGAAAAUUCCCAUCGCUUCUCACAGUACCCUCUCCUGAAGAAAGAAUCCCUGGUGUCCAGGGCCACUGAUUGCUGUUGACUGCUGCUGAACUUUAUACGAUACAAACCUUAUGGCAUGUGCUUGGGUGUUUGGGGUGUUCUGUCAUUACAUGUGGAAGGCAUUGAUGUUGGAUCUAUUAGUAGUUGGUUUUCUUUAUUGGUCUGCAGCAUGUUGUGAUCCACUGUGGAGCCUUGCCAGAGAAUACUGGUCUCUUCUCUCAUUGCUACAUGUCUGAGGUGUUCCCAUGCUGUGCUUUGUUUUGGAAGUAGCAUCUCCUUCUCAUGAAUGCAAACACAAUAUGAUUUUAUGCCUUCUCCAGAAAAAGCUAUCCAGUUUGAACACGGAGAAAGUCAUUUUUCAUGGAGACACGGCCGACAUCUGGUUCAAGAGCCCUCAGUUUCCACUCUCUGUAACAUCUUGUCCUCACAGUUGCUUGUUUCCCUCAUGGCUGGAAGAGUCCUUCCACCCAGCUACAGACUGCCUGGGGCCUCUCUCGUUUGGGAUGACUGCCAACAGAAAUCUCCAGAAUUUCCUUUGCUUAAGCUUGCUUAUAUUCUGCUACCUGGAAGACUGUGGGUGUGAAAUAAACUUCCUCAUGACUACCGGGUUUGGGCACCCAGCUCUCAGGCCUGUAAGGGUGAAUCCAGUGGGCCUGAUGCUCCUUAGCGUGCCGUUUGCACGCUACAUCUGUAUCCUAGCUGUGUUAUUCAUUUGAUUGUUUAUCUGGCCCAAACCUUGAUGUUUGGGAAACAGCUUGAAAGGGCUGCGGUCCAUUAGGAUAGCAUGAAAGGAAGUUGUGGCUUGUUCUCAAAGAAGAAGGGAAGAGUUUUUCCCCUCUCUGUAAAAUUCAUAAUUUAUUUACAUGCACUGUGUUGCAUGUAAGUUGCAUAGCAACAAAAUAAAGUCUGGGUAUGGAAGACUGAGGGUUUCACAUUGCAUAAAGAUGGAGGGCACACUCUGACUUUGUAUUCUUUUAUAGCGUGCACCACGUCACUUGCCAAUUAUAGAAAGACUGCAGGGUGGCAAUUUAUUUUAGGUAUUAUGUUAACCCAAGUGAUACAAGGACAUUGUUAUAUGUUUAUAUGAUGGGAAACUUUCAUCCAUUCUAAAGAAUACAAUUUCCUGGCCUUAUCCAAAUCUAGCUUGUGUAAUAGGGCUCUUCUCUUUAAUUGGAUUGUCCAUAGACAGCUGAGGGAAAAGAAAAAGAUGCUUCUACGGACAAGUCAUUUCCUGUUUGCUUCAUGAAGGAUAAUUGUCCCAAACUAGAUAAUGACCAGGUUCCACUGAAAAGUUCCCAGAUUCUUCGAAAAGUCAGGAAUUGGGGAACCCUAGAUGCAGAAAUGAGGGCUGGGGUUUCUGAAGGCAACAUUGCCUGAUUUCCCUUUCUCCUUUGAUGCAGUGUGGCUGAGGAAAAGUCUUUAGCCCAGAGUCCUACCUGUUUUCCCUAGUAGAAUCAUUUAUCUUUGGCUAAUUUGUUUUCCUUUGCAGUUAAGCUUGUGUUUGUCCCCAACAGUGGUAUUGAUGGAGUAACGGGCAGGAAGAGCUUUUGCAUCAUAUGCUACAGUUUCCUUAACACAGUCAUGACAUGAAAGCCAAGGUUAGCUUGUCAGGAAGCCCUGGAUUAGGAUAGUGAGGACCUAAGUGCCUGGCCCGUCAACCAUAAUUCAGCCUGAGACCCCCUCUAAUCUCAGCUGUGAAAUGAGAACCAGUGUCUGCACAGCACAUCAGGUUAUUAUGAAUGUAACAGGAAGAAAUAGAAGAAAAUGCGGAUUGUAAAACCAUCUUAAAAGGGAAAUCUUAUUAACAAUCACUAGUAAUAUGGGAGGUGGUUUAACAAAUACCAAUGUGCAUUUUAUGUUUAUUAAGAAUUGACUUUGCUGUAUGAAUAAUUAUUUAAACAUUUAAACAAAUCAACAGAAAAGAAUAAAAAUUAUCAAAUAUUUUAUCGCAGGAAAAUAACCUAUUUAUGGUAGGCCUACCGUCUCAGAAACUGCUGUUCAUAUUUAAGAAAUAACAGUGGUAUGGGUAGAUAAUAGACAGGGAUGUCUUUCGUAAAACAGGGCUUUAUGUUGUGUUAUAUUUAAAUAAAAUGUUCAUUUAAUUUUAGCGUGAAUUUAGUAGAAGAAAACAUGAAAUGUAAGAGGAGAUUCUUAAAAUUAAACUGCUUCUGUUUUAAAAGGAGAUGCUAUAGCUUUCAAUUCACUCCCUGUAUAUUUUAAAAUUAUAAAAACUUAAGAGUCUGGGGUAAUUUUUGGCUUACGGCACACACAUUUCAAUUUCAGACAGUAUUUGUUGACCUAUGGCAGUAAAUAGGUAAUGAGACUCUCACACCUGUUCCCCUGUUUUCUUCCAAUCUUGUGAGCAAGUUUUUACACUGUCAUAUACUACCAAACACAUGGCUUUGUAUCAGUAAGGCCAGCCUCCCACAGCAUCUCUUUCCCAUCUUCCCUAGGCUCUGGUCCUUCUCUGAUACACGUGGUUUUAGAAUUCACUGACUAACUGUUAACUGGAAGAAUGACAACAUCCAAUGUGCUUCUGUAUGUUUAAAAAUCUAGAGCCAUAGAUUUGUUUGUCUAUGUGUCUGGCGAUAUCACUGACCAGCAGGAUGUGAGGACAGACUGUAAGGCCUGAUGUAUGUGUGAGUUGUUACCAAAGCAGGAGUAAGGAGAAUAUGUGACAUGUGGUGUGAUAACAGCUUUGGGAGGCCAAGAAGUAGUGAGAACGUAUGUGACACUGAGUAAAGAACGGUUAGCAAAGAGAACAAAGCCCUGUGAGCCAAACAGCAAAGUAGGAUCUAGCAUGAAAUCACUCUCUCAGGAAUUCUGGCGCCUACGUGGCAUCUAUAGAUUGCUUUAUCAUUUGGACAAGUAGCAUUACCCAAGUUAAGGACAUUGUUUUAGUCCCAACAUUCACUUAUUUGUGAAUACUAUGUCAGCAGUCUUAGUAUGAACAAGCAGGCAUCUCAAUUAAGAAUUAAACCCUAGUAACAGACCAUAGGUCUCCCCAAGUCAAGAAGGCAGUUCUUAGUUUUCCUUUGACAUUUCUACUCCAAUAGUAGUUUUAUAUCCUAACUACACCAUGGAAUUAGUUACUUAUUACUCUACAAAAAUACCCGAAAUAAUAAAUUUAGAGGAAGGGAAAAGGGGGUGGCUCCUGGCUUCAGAGAUUGCAGCCCAUAGACAUCUAUUCCUUUGUUUUGUGUCUUGGUGAGGCAGCAUGUUCCAGGAGAAACACAAUGAAAAAGCUCGAAUCCCAACAGCCCCUUCUAAGAAGUCACAACCUUAAGUAGAUUCAUCUCUUAAAUGCUGCAUUUCCUGAUGGUGCCACCAAAUAACAAUGGAGCCUUUUACCAUAUGUGACUUCAUGGAACAUCUAGAUCCAAGGCUUAACAUAUGCAAUGAAGUUUAAACGUUAAAGAGUAAUGCGUGACAGUCUUUUGAAAUUUCAAAAUGUGUGUUUAAAUAUGAUCUGUGUCAUGGUGUGAAUACUCCUGUUUUAAGUAGUAUUUUUUAAAACAGUAAGGAAGAAGAAAGCUUUUGAAAAAUUCCUUAUUCAUUUGACUGAACAUUGUUAAAAUUCACUAUUUUCAACAUUCCCAAAUACAUACUCGCAACAACAGCGAUGACUAUGGUCCAGUAAUACGCAAGACUCAGGCAUAAGUAAAACCUCAAUCUAUCAAAGAAAAGGGGAUAAAAUGAUUUAUUUCAUGCAACUCUUAAAUAGUCAUGAUUAAGCCAGGACAGUGUAUACAAAAGCCAGAAUG
Molecule: messenger RNA, 10234 nt
Organism: Chionomys nivalis (European snow vole)
Lineage: Eukaryota; Metazoa; Chordata; Mammalia; Rodentia; Cricetidae
Gene: Hao1
Product: hydroxyacid oxidase 1
Exons: 10
Coding region: 3843-4799 (318 amino acids)
Molecular function (GO): oxidoreductase activity; FMN binding
Source: RefSeq, a predicted model, not a curated record